CAUGGUGCAUACGCGGGAUCUCAGGGUUAACAUGGCGCUCUCGGGUCCUGGCGACGUGUUAUGUCUGGGUGUGUCGCCUAUAUAUGUGUAUAUGUCUUGCAUACUAUAGAAGGGGUCAGGGAUUCGGGACAGAGACACGAGUUUACGCGAAACGCGAAACGCUCCCUAAUCUAAGAUAUACAUACAUAACUAUUUAUAUCCAUAUAAAGACGUACUCAAGUAUUACCUAUAUUUAUGUGUUUCUGACCUGUUCGCGUUGGUCUGGUACACUGAGAGACCGCACGGCCGCCCUAUAUACCACCACCCGUGUUUUUCUCGCCAAGCAGCUGAGAGACGGACUGGAUCGGAAGCGCGUAGCUCUAUUUGUGUUUUUCUCUCUUUUUUCCCUUCUUUUUUCCCUUCUUUUUUUCCCCCGUCCUUCUCUCUUCUUUUCUUUUUGUCCCACAUUCUUGAGAGUGAUCAAAUCGGCUCCUCCCAACCCCCUCCCUUCUCGUUACCCUUCUCGUUCCCCUUUCCCCCUUAGCCUCCCGACACCCAACGCCAAGUUCACUAUGAGGGGUCUUUUUCGCAUAGUUGCAACGAGUCCAGUGUUUCCGAUGCGACGGUUCGAGCAUCCCCAACCGACAGCACGUACUACAUGGCGGGGGCAAUGAAGGCCUGGCGACGCCAAUCCCGGAAUGGGUAGGAUUCGCCGGUCCAGUCUGCCCUACCACUCGACGUGGAGGUGGCCCCCAGUUGGGAAUCGGUGGCUGUUGGCCAUUGGUGGUCUGCGCGAAAGGCGGGCGGGCAUGCCUGUCCCAUUGGUAAAUUCUGGCCGAUCUCGUCCCAGAUGCUCGUUCCCUUGGCCUUUCAGAUUCGCUCUUUCACGUACCAGUUGUAUCCAGGGACGAGAUAGCGGCGCGGGAUCCUGCUACCCGGCAUAGAAAGGCGGUAUGUGAUGCAUAAACAUGCUCCUCACGCCAUGUUCCUCUCAAGACAGAUUCGUGCUAGGGCAUAGCCUGGCGGCCUGGCUUAUUCAAAGAAUAAGAUGCGGAAGCUGGGAAGCAUAGCCCGCUGAGGGGGCGGCCUGCCACCGACCUCGCGAAUGAUUGCUUGAAUCAUCGCAACGACCAGGCCCCCGGCCACGAUGGAGGGUUGU
Molecule: messenger RNA, 1138 nt
Organism: Durotheca rogersii
Lineage: Eukaryota; Fungi; Ascomycota; Sordariomycetes; Xylariales; Xylariaceae
Exons: 2
Coding region: 84-653 (189 amino acids)
Source: RefSeq, a predicted model, not a curated record